AUGCCUGGGAAGAGAGGCUGGGGCUGCUGGUGGGCCCGGCUGCCCCUUUACCUGCUCCUCAGCCUCUACGGCCCCUGGGUACCUUCCUCCCUGGGGAAGCCCAAGGGCCACCCCCACAUGAAUUCCAUCCGCAUAGAUGGGGACAUCACAUUGGGAGGCCUGUUCCCGGUGCAUGGCCGGGGCUCAGAGGGCAAGGCCUGUGGAGAACUGAAGAAGGAAAAGGGCAUCCACCGGCUGGAGGCCAUGCUCUUUGCUCUGGAUCGCAUCAACAAUGACCCGGACCUGCUGCCCAACAUCACACUGGGCGCCCGCAUUCUGGACACCUGCUCCAGGGACACCCAUGCCCUCGAGCAGUCACUGACCUUUGUGCAGGCGCUCAUUGAGAAGGAUGGCACCGAGGUCCGCUGUGGCAGUGGCGGCCCACCCAUCAUCACCAAACCUGAACGCGUGGUGGGUGUCAUCGGUGCUUCAGGGAGCUCGGUCUCCAUCAUGGUAGCCAACAUCCUGCGCCUCUUUAAGAUACCCCAGAUCAGCUACGCUUCCACAGCCCCUGACCUGAGCGACAACAGCCGCUAUGACUUCUUCUCCCGCGUGGUGCCCUCGGACACGUACCAGGCCCAGGCCAUGGUGGACAUCGUCCGUGCCCUCAAGUGGAACUAUGUGUCCACGCUGGCCUCGGAGGGCAGCUACGGUGAGAGCGGUGUGGAGGCCUUCAUCCAGAAGUCCCGUGAGGAUGGGGGCGUGUGUAUCGCCCAGUCAGUGAAGAUACCACGAGAGCCCAAGACGGGUGAGUUUGACAAGAUCAUCCGGCGCCUCCUGGAGACCUCAAAUGCCAGGGCAGUCAUCAUUUUUGCCAACGAGGAUGACAUCAGGCGUGUGCUGGAGGCAGCACGAAGGGCCAACCAGACAGGCCACUUCUUCUGGAUGGGCUCUGACAGCUGGGGCUCCAAGAUUGCACCCGUGCUGCACCUGGAGGAGGUGGCUGAGGGUGCUGUCACUAUCCUCCCCAAGAGGAUGUCCGUGCGAGGCUUCGACCGUUACUUCUCCAGCCGCACGCUGGACAACAACCGGCGCAACAUCUGGUUCGCCGAGUUCUGGGAGGACAACUUCCACUGCAAGCUGAGCCGCCACGCGCUCAAGAAGGGCAGUCAACUCAAGAAGUGCACCAACCGUGAGCGCAUUGGGCAGGACUCGGCAUAUGAGCAGGAGGGGAAGGUGCAGUUUGUGAUUGACGCCGUGUACGCCAUGGGCCAUGCACUGCACGCCAUGCACCAUGACCUGUGUUCCGGCCGUGUGGGGCUCUGCCCACGCAUGGACCCCGUGGAUGGCACCCAGCUGCUUAAGUACAUCCGAAGUGUCAACUUCUCAGGUAUUGCAGGGAACCCCGUGACCUUCAAUGAGAAUGGAGAUGCUCCCGGGCGCUAUGACAUCUACCAGUACCAGCUGCGCAAUGGCUCUGCCGAGUACAAGGUCAUCGGCUCCUGGACUGACCACCUGCACCUCAGAAUAGAGCGGAUGCACUGGCCGGGGAGCGGGCAGCAGCUGCCCCGCUCCAUCUGCAGCCUGCCCUGCCAGCCGGGUGAGCGGAAGAAGACAGUGAAGGGCAUGCCCUGCUGCUGGCACUGCGAGCCCUGCACAGGGUACCAGUACCAGGUGGACCGCUACACCUGUAAGACAUGUCCCUACGACAUGCGGCCCACAGAGAACCGCACAGGCUGCCGGCCCAUCCCCAUCAUCAAGCUUGAGUGGGACUCGCCCUGGGCCGUGCUGCCUCUCUUCCUGGCUGUGGUGGGCAUCGCUGCCACAUUGUUCGUGGUGGUCACCUUUGUGCGCUACAAUGACACGCCCAUCGUCAAGGCUUCGGGCCGUGAGCUGAGCUAUGUGCUGCUGGCGGGCAUCUUCUUGUGCUACGCCACCACCUUCCUCAUGAUCGCCGAGCCUGACCUCGGUACCUGCUCGCUGCGCCGCAUCUUCCUGGGGCUAGGCAUGAGCAUCAGCUACGCGGCCCUGCUCACCAAGACCAACCGCAUCUACCGCAUCUUCGAGCAGGGCAAGCGGUCGGUCAGCGCCCCGCGCUUCAUCAGCCCCGCCUCGCAGCUGGCCAUCACCUUCAGCCUCAUCUCCCUGCAGCUGCUGGGCAUCUGUGUGUGGUUUGUGGUGGACCCUUCCCACUCGGUGGUGGACUUCCAGGACCAGCGGACGCUCGACCCCCGCUUCGCCAGGGGGGUGCUCAAGUGCGACAUCUCGGACCUGUCACUCAUCUGCCUGCUGGGCUACAGCAUGCUGCUCAUGGUCACAUGCACCGUGUAUGCCAUCAAGACGCGUGGUGUGCCCGAGACCUUCAACGAGGCCAAGCCCAUCGGCUUCACCAUGUACACCACCUGCAUCGUCUGGCUCGCCUUCAUCCCCAUCUUCUUCGGCACCUCGCAGUCGGCCGACAAGUUGUACAUCCAGACGACGACGCUGACGGUCUCAGUGAGUCUGAGCGCCUCGGUGUCCCUGGGAAUGCUCUACAUGCCCAAGGUCUACAUCAUCCUCUUCCACCCGGAGCAGAACGUGCCCAAGCGGAAGCGCAGCCUCAAAGCAGUCGUCACCGCUGCCACCAUGUCCAACAAGUUCACACAGAAGGGUAACUUCCGGCCCAACGGCGAGGCCAAGUCCGAGCUCUGCGAGAACCUGGAGGCCCCAACGCUGGCCACCAAACAGACCUACGUCACCUAUACCAACCAUGCAAUCUAG
This is a messenger RNA of Cynocephalus volans (Philippine flying lemur), 2739 nucleotides long. RefSeq names its product glutamate metabotropic receptor 4 (gene GRM4). NCBI's taxonomy places the organism in Eukaryota, Metazoa, Chordata, Mammalia, Dermoptera, Cynocephalidae. Gene Ontology annotation, cellular component: plasma membrane. The coding region runs from base 1 to 2739 and encodes 912 amino acids. The transcript has 10 exons. Gene Ontology annotation, biological process: regulation of synaptic transmission, glutamatergic; G protein-coupled glutamate receptor signaling pathway. Gene Ontology annotation, molecular function: adenylate cyclase inhibiting G protein-coupled glutamate receptor activity. The record is from RefSeq and is a predicted model, not a curated record.